GUUUCUCUUGCGAAUGACUUCAAGAAUCGGGCCCCUGGAGUUUUUCUCUCCAUCGUGAGGAUAGGACUCUACGCGUGGUAAACCUGUGCAAACUGUAAUGUGGCGACGGGGAAAUCCGGGAAGGGAGUUAACUUUUGUAGAGAACAUUUUGUAAAGGAUACGUUACCGGCUACUUCUGUCUUUUCAAAACAUUGUCGCUUUGUGCUCGUAUUUCGGACUCUAAAUACGUGCAAAACACGAUGGAGGAGAUUCGAGUCAUGUGGUGUGAUGCACUGGAGGAAUUACUUCAAUGUCCCGUGUGCCUGGAAGCAUCGCAAGGUGUAAAAGUCCAAUGUAUAAAUGGACAUCACAUAUGUAAUCAAUGUAGAAUACAGUUGCAUAUAUGCCCCAUAUGCAAGUCUUCCUUUAUGGAAACAAGAAAUUUGGCAGUGGAACAAAUUUCAGCUAAAUUAGAGGAUAUAAAGAUAUCUCUACUGCAUCCAUAUCAUGCACUCAAUAGAAGAAUCCUACAUAAUAAGAUUUGUGUGGCCACUCAAACCGACGAUGUUUGCAUGCCUUCCAUUGCCUGUCAAACGGAAUCUAUAAAUGAAGCUAAUGAAAUUACUCUGAGAAAUGAACGACAAAAUUUGGUGACAAAUUUAGCACCUAGAGUUGGAAAGGGGUCAUACCCGUGUCGUAUUGGAUCUUGCGUGAUGGAAUUGCCACAUGGAAGAAUGAUUGGUCAUUUGAGAUAUCAUCAUAAAGAUGUAUUUUAUGAGUUCAAUGCAAAAGAUAAUGUAUUAAAAAAACGAUGGAAUCUGGAAUACAUCUUAAAUCAGGAUUACGAUUUCGCUUUUCACAUCAAAGAGAUGGGUCUGUUUUUUUUAAAUGUCUCCAUAAGCCAGAUAGGUGACUUAACUGCUUUUUUAGAAAUUGUCAAUUGUAUUGCUGUAGCCAAGCAAUUCACGUACACAUUUGAAGCAGUCGGAGCAUUUAAUGCUUCAGGUUCAUAUAAUGGCCCGGUAAAAUCAUGCAGAUCACCAAGGCAGAGUUAUGCAAAUGACUGUUUGCGCAUACGCGAAAAUAACAUGCGCCUUAUAAUUGACAAUAAAAAUUAUUUUCAUUGUAAUCUAAUGAUAAAGCGUAAAACUGAUUACAGAGCGCAAAAUAACGCUCCAAUGAAUCCUCUUAGCAACAUAGUGAAUAUUUAAAAAAACUAUCAUUUCUUAUAUCAAAAAAAUAAUAGUAAUAUGAUUAAUUUGUUAAUUAGUUUCCGUGUAAAAUAUUUCUAUAAUUGAAGCUUAUUUCUCUUAAUUCAGUAAAAAACAAGAUUUUAAUUACUCGUUAUGUUACUAAUUUUUUAACUGUUGAUGCAAUUCAUCUAAUUUUAAUAUUUGAAAUAAGAAUACAUAUUUUAAAACCAUGAUAAUUUUUAACUUGCAAUUCUCACAGCCUAAUUGAUAAACUAAAGAAGAGAUUGAAAAAGAACUGAUUUUACUGUGGAUUGCAGGCACAGAUGCAAUCAGAUGUAGAUAAUACAAUUUUUCAUCAAACAUUUUUAGUUUAAUAUUUUGUUAUAAUCGCAGUUGGGCAUUUUGUAAAAAAAACCAAAAAACAGGAAGAGGGACAAAAAAGUAUUGCCUGCAUAUUUUUGCAUAGAGCACUUCCUAUAUAUUCUUUCAAUAAAAUCAGAAGGUUUGAUGUGGAGUGAAAAUUUUGAAGAAUUUUUAUCGCGACGAAACGAAGGAAAACUUUGCAAACGUGUAUGUAUUACAAUUCAUGACGUAUGUGAUAUAACUUACAUAUAAUAUUACAGACAGAAAAAUUAUGUGAUACUUCUACAAUACGAAAUAAAGUUAUUAUGUUAAAAA
Molecule: messenger RNA, 1850 nt
Organism: Monomorium pharaonis (pharaoh ant)
Lineage: Eukaryota; Metazoa; Arthropoda; Insecta; Hymenoptera; Formicidae
Exons: 5
Coding region: 240-1190 (316 amino acids)
Source: RefSeq, a predicted model, not a curated record